AAAAUAAAAAUAUUGAAAACGGUUGCAGAACUUAAUAAAGAACCAAAGCAAUGCAUUGCAUUUCGCUGCCCAGCUCUCACCUGCUGUUGCACUCUCCAGCCAAAACUACCUUAAAAUUGGCAUGCCACGUCAGCCCUAGAAUGUUCUUCAACGACAGUGCUACUAAUAACAACAGCGGUAGCACAAAUGGUUUCAGUCUAAUAAAAAACGUCUCCAAGCUGCUCUGGGGCGCAUCCCUCCCUCCUGGAAUUCUAAUCUCAACCGUCCGUACAGCAUGGACUUCCACGUGGCAGAUCAUGAUGUCCCAACUGGCUCCCUCCGAUCCCUCCGGCGCUUACACCAGGCCUUUCUCAAAAUUCCGCCUCAACCCAACCGCCGCAACCACCAAACUUCACCUCUACGUGGGCCUCCCCUGUCCAUGGGCCCACCGGACCCUAAUCGUCCGUGCCCUCAAGGGCCUCGAAGAAGCCGUCCCCGUCUCCGUCGCAGGCCACGGCCUCGACGGCUCUUGGGAAUUCAAAGAUGUCCCCGACAAGGACAAUGAUAUCCUGGUUCCUACCAUGGAUGGAGUAAAUAGGUGCCGGAAUUUGAAGGAAGUUUAUAGGCUAAGAAAAGGCGGGUAUGAUGGGCGGGCCACGGUGCCAAUGCUGUGGGAUGUAGAGAAGAAAGAAGUAGUUUGCAAUGAGAGCUAUGAUAUUAUUGAGUUCUUCAAUUCGGGUCUAAACGAGUUGGCCCAGCACCCUGGUUUGGAUCUCUCCCCUGUGGAGCUGAAAGAGGAGAUUGAAGAGUGGAAUGGGGUGAUUUACCCCAAUGUUAACAAUGGAGUUUACAGAUGUGGAUUUGCUCAAAGCCAAGAGGCAUAUGAUGUUGCGGUGAGUGGUUUGUUUAGUACAUUGGAUAGGAUCGAUGAUCAUUUGGGUAGUUCACGCUACUUGUGUGGAGACAGAUUGACUCUUGCGGAUAUUUGCUUGUUUACUACAUUGAUUAGGUUUGAUCUUGUCUAUAAUGUUUUGUUCAAAUGUACCAAGAAAAAGCUGCUCGAGUAUACCAACCUUCACGCUUACAUGCGCGAUAUUUAUCAGAUUCCGAAGGUAGCCACCACUUGCAAUUUUCUGGAAAUUAUGGAUGGGUAUUACCGGAUGCUUUUUCCAUUAAACCCCGGCAGCAUUCGACCAGUUAUGCCCUCAGUGUGUGAGCACGAAUUCCUCUCUAGACCCUCCAAGAGGGAAUCAAUGUCUUCUGUAGGUAAAAGAGUGCAACAUGUUUUGUAAGUACCUCCUUAAGCCUAAACUCAUGUACAUCUGUUUAAUUUUGGUUUAUAAUGUUAAAUUGUUAAAAUAUAUUAUUUUAUGAAAUUAUGUUAAAUUCUGUCA
Messenger RNA from Gossypium raimondii (Peruvian cotton), 1373 nucleotides. RefSeq lists its product as uncharacterized. Bases 51 to 1271 code for a protein of 406 amino acids. Gene Ontology annotation, cellular component: cytoplasm. The record is from RefSeq and is a predicted model, not a curated record. The transcript has 3 exons. NCBI's taxonomy places the organism in Eukaryota, Viridiplantae, Streptophyta, Magnoliopsida, Malvales, Malvaceae. Gene Ontology annotation, molecular function: glutathione transferase activity.